This is a messenger RNA of Caenorhabditis remanei, 1632 nucleotides long. RefSeq lists its product as uncharacterized. The transcript is spliced from 8 exons. Bases 1 to 1632 code for a protein of 543 amino acids. The record is from RefSeq and is a predicted model, not a curated record. Gene Ontology annotation, biological process: regulation of transcription by RNA polymerase II. NCBI's taxonomy places the organism in Eukaryota, Metazoa, Nematoda, Chromadorea, Rhabditida, Rhabditidae. Gene Ontology annotation, molecular function: RNA polymerase II cis-regulatory region sequence-specific DNA binding; DNA-binding transcription factor activity, RNA polymerase II-specific.
AUGUUUGGGCCGGAAGGCUCUGGGCCUAAAACCAGCACAUCCUCCUCUUCCUCGUCCUCAUCAAGUACACUCCAAUUCAAUGCCACGUCAUCAACAAUGACGUCAUCUGGAGGUGUGACCACCCUCCCAACCGUCACAUCACGUGAACGUCUCGUACACAUUCCAAACAAACCAUUACUCUCAAUUGACCCAUCGGCACGAGCAGACUCUCAUGUUUACCUAUCGCCCUCUUUCAUACAAUCAGCCGCGUCCUCAUCUGCUUCUGAAAAUGAUGAUGCUAACCAGAGGAUACACGAAGCGACGAGAAGUUUCAAUCAAUUCGGAUCGCAAGUUUAUGAGUCGCUUCGAGAACUUUCGAAAAGUAACAACACGUAUGAGAGGUUGAAGGCCAACACGUUAAGGAGGAAAAUGAGAUUCGAAGAAGACAGCGGAACAGCCACCUCGAGUUCAUCGUCCGUAUUCGAUAGACAUGCCGAGUUCUCGGCGUUCACUCCCUACCGUAAUACUGCAUUUGACUCGACACAAAGUCUCUUCCAACCAUCGACGUCUUCUAUGAAUGACCGUCUGGAACAAUAUCGAAAUGACUUUUUUGCGGAGAGUGAGAAAUCACUAAUGUCACUUUCCGGAUUCAACACACCCACCACCGCCCUCGGCGCCGCGUUUCAAGAUAUGAAUAUGAAGAGCGCAUUCGCACCGGUCCGCCGACCCGCCACACUGGAUAUUCGACGUGGUGCAAAUGGGCAUUAUGUCAACGACAUUCUGAGAGAAGAACCAUCCACUUCAAGAGAUUUCGACCGUCUAAAUGUUGUCAGAAAUGUGCCAAUUAAGUUGAUCCAAUCGAAUUCCAAUUUCGACAAUGCUUCGUCGAGUUCCGGGGAUUCUGGACAUCAGGCGAACGAUGAUCAUGAGAGUAUUAUUGUGGAGGACGCUGAUAUGGAUAGUCCAACAAGUCCAUUGGUUAAGAAAUCGGCGAGAGGCUUUGAUUUGAGAGACGACCCUCUCACAAUCAACGUGGAAGGAAGUGUGUCCUCAACAUCAGACCUUCCGAGUUCCAUCUCCUCCUCCGCCAACUCGUUCGUCUAUCACCACAACUUUGACCCACUUGAAUACCAGCGUAAAAUGUUGGAGGAGCUCACGACAAACGCCUGCCUCGCCUCAAUCUCCGGUGACCCGUCGAAGAUACAGGAGCAAUUGGACGCCGUGCGGAAAACGAUGGGUGAAUUGCAACAACACAUCGCGGAGGCCCAGGGAGAUCUCGAAAUGAGACGGAGCUCUUCGUCGAAUCUCCACGUGGAUUUGGAUGAGACCAACUCGAAUUGUGAGCCCAGUCCGAGCUCAUCGUAUAACGAUUCGGAGAUGAAUUCGAUGAAGAGAUUACAUCAUUGUACACAUCCGAGUUGUGGGAAAGUCUAUACGAAGAGCAGUCAUUUGAAAGCACAUUUUAGGACUCAUACUGGCGAAAAGCCAUACGAGUGCAGUUGGCCGGGAUGUGACUGGCGAUUCGCCAGAUCCGAUGAGCUGACAAGGCACUACAGAAAACAUACAGGAGACCGCCCAUUCAAAUGCAACCAAUGUUCCCGCGCAUUCUCACGAAGUGAUCAUUUGUCUCUUCAUAUGAAACGACAUUUCUAA